CAGGACUGGCGGCGGAGCUCGCGCUGAUCUGAACGCUAGACUGUCGCUGACCUUGGUGCUGAAAGCCAUUCACCGCCCUCUAAAGCCACUUAACUGGCACUUCAAUACGAAAAAGUGACAGUACGGGACAGGGAAAUUGGACCUAUUUUUCUUUUAAUCUGUUUUUGAUCACACCUGAUUUUAAUCAGAACUCCGUGUACAUUAAGUUAAAUCUGAGAUGGCAUCGCGUGCCCUUAUCGCGCGCGGGGGAGUUUAUGAGUUUAUAAUUAUGAGUAGACAGAGCCAGACCACUUCUGAUCUCUCACUCGUGUAGGCGGAUUUUUUUUUCCUUCGCUCUGUGAACACCGUCGUGAAUUUUCCCCAUCCGUCUUAUACUGAAUCAUUGAUCCGCUGGGUAUCGCUCCGGUAUGCUCUCUCAUCUCACACUGUGACAUGGUACUUUAACAUUACCUGGAAGAAACGAGGGAAUUUCACAUUUGGACAUGGAGACUCCGAGGGAGCCUGCUGGUUUUAGCAAAGAGGGGCUGAAGCAACUAGCGGGGAAGACACUGGGGCACGUGUACAGGGUGAUAGAAAAGCGGCAAAAACCUGGUGAGAACAUUGAACUGACCGAGGAUGGACGGCCUGCUCAGAUCAACGAGAGAAAAGCACCUUUGUGCGACUGUACGUGCUUCGGACUUCCGCGCCGCUACAUCAUCGCCAUAAUGAGCGGCCUCGGUUUCUGUAUCUCCUUCGGUAUUCGGUGCAACUUAGGCGUGGCCAUAGUGAGCAUGGUGAACAACAGCACCAUUCACCUGAACGGAAAGAUCAUCAUCAAAGAGAAAGCAAAGUUUAACUGGGAUCCGGAAACAGUUGGAUUGAUUCAUGGCUCGUUUUUCUGGGGUUAUAUCGUGACGCAAAUUCCCGGAGGAUACAUUUCUUCUAGACUGGCGGCAAACAGGGUUUUUGGCGCGGCGAUUCUCCUCACGUCCACUCUGAAUAUGUUCAUCCCCUCAGCUGCACGUUUUCACUAUGGUUGCGUCAUAUUCGUCAGGAUACUUCAAGGGCUUGUGGAGGGUGUGACCUACCCAGCUUGUCAUGGGAUCUGGAGUAAGUGGGCCCCUCCACUGGAAAGAAGUCGUCUGGCCACAACCUCCUUCUGUGGUUCCUAUGCUGGGGCUGUCAUUGCCAUGCCACUGGCUGGAAUCCUGGUGCAGUACACUGGCUGGUCAUCUGUUUUCUAUGUCUAUGGCUGCUUUGGGAUUUUCUGGUACAUGUUCUGGAUCUUGGUGUCAUAUGAGAGCCCGGCUGAACACCCCACCAUUACGGCUGAGGAACGCUGCUACAUUGAGGAGAGUAUCGGAGAGAGUGCUAAGCUGCUAGGACCUGCAGAUAAAUUCAAGACACCUUGGAGGAAGUUUUUCACAUCCAUGCCCGUCUAUGCAAUCAUCGUUGCCAACUUCUGCAGGAGUUGGACCUUCUACCUGCUGCUCAUCAGCCAGCCCGCAUACUUUGAGGAGGUGUUUGGUUUUGAGAUUAGCAAGGUUGGCAUGUUGUCAGCUCUGCCCCAUCUGGUGAUGACCAUUAUUGUGCCCAUUGGGGGACAGCUAGCCGAUCACCUUCGCAGCAAAAACAUCCUGUCUACAACUACGGUUCGAAAGAUCAUGAACUGCGGAGGUUUUGGGAUGGAGGCCACUCUGUUGUUGAUUGUUGGUUAUUCGCACAGUAAAGGAGUGGCUAUUUCAUUCCUGGUGUUGGCUGUCGGCUUCAGUGGAUUUGCAAUAUCAGGUUUCAAUGUGAAUCAUUUAGACAUUGCUCCUCGCUAUGCCAGUAUCCUCAUGGGCAUCUCUAAUGGAGUGGGAACGCUGUCAGGAAUGGUGUGUCCUCUUAUUGUGGGAGCAAUGACUAAACACAAGACCCGAGAAGAGUGGCAGUAUGUGUUUCUUAUCGCUUCUCUGGUGCACUAUGGUGGCGUAAUCUUCUAUGGCAUCUUCGCCUCUGGGGAGAAGCAGCCAUGGGCAGACCCAGAGCUCACCAGUGAUGAGAAGUGCGGCUUCAUUGAUGAAGACGAGCUGGCGGAGGAGACAGGCGACAUCACACAGAGCUACGGUGCCCUCGGAGCUCCAGCCAAGAGUUACGGUGCCACCACACAGCUAAACGGAGGAUGGGCUGAAGGAUGGGAUAAACGAGAGGAGUAUGUGCAGGACGGGGUGGAGGAAGGGGGUUAUGGAUACAGGCAGGGUGGAAAUUAUUCUUAGGUCUUGAGAAGACACACUAUAUGACGAAGACACACACACAAACACACAAACAGAAACAUGCCAGCCGAUUUGAAUGUUAUCACUCGAUUGAAUGGGUGUUAUCAGUGGUUAUCAGUUGAUAGAUUUGGGCCAGUAGCGGCCUUAUGCGCCUACUAGUAGGCUCAGGAGGCUGUUAUCAUACAACCUUAUGGUUAACUACUAGAUCACAUACGGCUGUGGUCGGAACUUAACGAGAAUCAUUUUUAUUAUUUAUUAAAUUUCCAAUUAAUUGUAUUUUAUUAACGUCUACCCCAAUCCUAAACCCAGCCGUCACAGUAAUGUAAAAACAGAUGUAGAUCUGGAGUCUUCUCUAUUAGUACAGCGGAU
Danio aesculapii is the source of this 2603-nucleotide messenger RNA. It is a transcript of the gene slc17a6b, whose product is annotated as solute carrier family 17 member 6b. NCBI's taxonomy places the organism in Eukaryota, Metazoa, Chordata, Actinopteri, Cypriniformes, Danionidae. Gene Ontology annotation, biological process: monoatomic anion transport; neurotransmitter loading into synaptic vesicle; regulation of synapse structure or activity. The transcript is spliced from 12 exons. The record is from RefSeq and is a predicted model, not a curated record. Gene Ontology annotation, cellular component: excitatory synapse; synaptic vesicle membrane. Gene Ontology annotation, molecular function: L-glutamate transmembrane transporter activity; neurotransmitter transmembrane transporter activity. The coding region runs from base 483 to 2237 and encodes 584 amino acids.